This is a messenger RNA of Peromyscus californicus insignis, 6620 nucleotides long. RefSeq names its product patched domain containing 1 (gene Ptchd1). The record is from RefSeq and is a predicted model, not a curated record. Gene Ontology annotation, biological process: chemical synaptic transmission; cognition. The transcript has 3 exons. NCBI's taxonomy places the organism in Eukaryota, Metazoa, Chordata, Mammalia, Rodentia, Cricetidae. Gene Ontology annotation, cellular component: plasma membrane; synapse. Bases 116 to 2950 code for a protein of 944 amino acids.
GGGGCGGCGCGGAGACCGCCAAGCUGGGGGGCUCUCCGGGCAGGCGCGGCUGCGGGCAGGAGGGCGUGUCUCCAGCCGGAGGGGACCCUCCCGAGACGCGGCGCGGGACUCCCCGAUGGUGGUGCCGCCGCUCCAGGAGAGCUCAGGGUCUUGCCUCCGCCGCCGUCGCCGCCGCCGCCGCGGGCGCCACCACCACCACCGCCGCCCGCCGCCGCCGCCGUCGCCCGAGCCCGCGCCGAGCGUGCGCCUCGCCCUCCUCCCGCGCCCGCUCUGCUCUAGGAUGCUGCGGCAGGUUCUGCACAGGGGGCUUGAGGACGUGUUUCCUCCCCGGCUUGGCCACUUCAUUGCCAGUCACCCGGUCUUCUUCGCUUCGGCGCCGGUGCUCAUCUCCAUCCUGCUCGGCGCCAGCUUCAGCCGCUACCAGGUCGAAGAGAGCGUGGAGCACCUGCUGGCGCCCCAGCACAGCCUAGCCAAGAUCGAGCGCAACCUAGUCAACAGCCUCUUCCCGGUCAACCGCUCCAAGCACCGGCUCUACUCGGACCUGCAGACCCCUGGGCGCUACGGCCGGGUCAUCGUCACCUCCUUCCAGAAAGCCAACAUGCUGGACCAGCAUCACACGGACCUGAUCUUAAAGUUGCAUACUGCUGUAACCAAGAUCCAGGUUCCAAGGCCUGGCUUCAACUAUACGUUUGCCCACAUAUGUGUCCUGAAUAAUGAUAAGACUUGCAUUGUGGAUGACAUAGUACAUGUCCUGGAAGAGCUAAAGAAUGCUCGGGCCACCAAUCGGACCAAUUUUGCUAUCACGUAUCCGAUCACUCACUUAAAGGAUGGAAGGGCUGUCUAUAACGGGCACCAACUUGGAGGUGUCACUGUACACAGCAAGGAUCGGGUGAAAUCUGCGGAAGCCAUUCAGCUCACUUACUAUCUGCAGUCAAUCAACAGUCUCAAUGACAUGGUAGCUGAGAGGUGGGAGUCCAGCUUCUGUGACACUGUCAAACUAUUCCAGAAAUCCAACAGUAAAGUCAAAAUAUACCCGUACACAUCCUCAUCACUGAGGGAAGAUUUCCAGAAGACCAGCCGUGUAUCAGAACGUUACCUGGUCACCAGCCUGAUUCUGGUAGUCACCAUGGCCAUCCUCUGCUGCUCUAUGCAGGACUGUGUCCGCAGCAAACCCUGGUUAGGCCUACUUGGAUUGGUGACCAUAAGCCUAGCCACUCUCACUGCAGCUGGAAUCAUCAAUCUUACUGGUGGGAAAUACAAUUCCACCUUCCUGGGAGUCCCUUUCGUCAUGCUAGGUCAUGGAUUAUACGGGACUUUUGAAAUGUUAUCCUCGUGGAGGAAAACUAGAGAGGACCAACAUGUUAAAGAGCGAACUGCAGAAGUCUAUGCAGACUCCAUGCUUUCCUUCUCUCUCACCACUGCCAUGUACUUGGUCACCUUUGGCAUAGGGGCCAGCCCUUUCACGAACAUUGAGGCAGCCAGGAUUUUCUGCUGCAAUUCCUGUAUUGCAAUCCUCUUCAACUACCUCUAUGUACUCUCAUUUUAUGGUUCCAGCCUUGUGUUCACUGGCUACAUAGAAAACAAUUACCAGCAUAGUAUAUUCUGUAGAAAAGUUCCAAAGCCUGAGGUAUUGCAGGAGAAGCCAGCAUGGUAUAGGUUUCUUCUGACAGCUAGAUUCAGUGAGGACACAGCUGAAGGCGAGGAAGCAAACACUUAUGAGAGUCACCUAUUGGUAUGUUUCCUCAAGCGCUAUUACUGUGACUGGAUAACCAACACCUAUGUCAAGCCUUUUGUAGUCCUCUUUUACCUUAUUUAUAUUUCCUUUGCCUUAAUGGGCUAUCUGCAGGUCAGUGAAGGGUCAGACCUUAGUAACAUCGUAGCAACUGCAACACAAACCAUUGAGUACACUACUGCCCAGCAAAAGUACUUUAGCAACUACAGUCCUGUUAUUGGGUUUUACAUAUAUGAGUCCAUAGAAUAUUGGAACUCUAGCGUCCAAGAAGAUGUUCUAGAGUACACUAAGGGGUUUGUGCGGAUAUCCUGGUUUGAAAGCUAUUUAAAUUAUCUUCGGAAACUCAAUGUAUCCACUGACUUACCUAAGAAAAAUUUCACAGACAUGUUAAGGAAUUCUUUCCUGAAAGCUCCUCAAUUUUCACAUUUUCAAGAGGACAUCAUCUUCUCUAAAAAGUACAAUGAUGAGGUUGAUGUAGUGGCCUCUAGAAUGUUUUUGGUGGCCAAGACCAUGGAAACAAACAGAGAAGAACUCUAUGAUCUCUUGGAGACCCUGAGGAGGCUUUCAGUCACCUCCAAGGUGAAAUUCAUUGUCUUUAAUCCGUCUUUUGUGUACAUGGAUCGAUAUGCCUCCUCUCUGGGAGCCCCCCUGCACAACUCCUGCAUCAGUGCUUUGUUCCUGCUCUUCUUCUCGGCAUUCCUGGUGGCAGAUUCGCUGAUUAAUGUCUGGAUCACUCUAACAGUUAUAUCUGUGGAGUUUGGAGUGAUAGGCUUCAUGACAUUAUGGAAGGUCGAACUGGACUGCAUUUCUGUGCUAUGCUUAAUCUAUGGAAUUAACUACACAAUUGACAAUUGUGCUCCACUGUUAUCCACAUUCGUUCUGGGAAAGGAUUUUACAAGAACUAAAUGGGUAAAAAAUGCCCUGGAAGUGCAUGGGGUAGCUAUUUUGCAGAGUUACCUCUGUUAUAUUGUUGGUCUAUUUCCUCUUGCAGCUGUGCCUUCAAAUCUGACCUGUACACUGUUCAGGUGCUUGUUUUUAAUAGCAUUUGUCACCUUCUUUCACUGCUUUGCCAUUUUACCUGUGAUACUGACUUUCCUGCCACCCUCUAAGAAAAAAAGGAAAGAGAAGAAAAAUCCUGAAAACCGGGAGGAAAUUGAGUGUGUCGAAAUGGUGGAUAUUGAUAGCACCCGAGUGGUUGACCAGAUUACCACAGUGUGAUAGUAUCUGCUUCAUAUAUUUUUCACCCUAGGUCUUACCAAGAACAAAAGGCUUAUGUUGAUGAAACAUAGUCAAAGUUGCUCUGUUUUCAAAAGUAAGAAACAGGCACUGAAAAAAAAAGUAAAAAAGUAAAAGAUGAGGAUAACAACAUUAAAGCAAAAGAGUUGCUUUAAAAAAGAAUUUACGUGCACAUACGCGCGCACACACGUGCGCACACACACACACACACACACACACAGGAAGCAGAGUGUUUUACAUAAGAUCAAACAGAGGAAAUCUUAUUAAUAAGCAAGAUCCCAUUUUACCCACACUGCAGAAGUUACUGGUAUUGUAAUAAAGUGCAACUGAUUGCAAGGUCAGCUGCCAUGAUGAAAAUAUCUUUAAGCAUUGUUCAAAAGAACAAGGCUUCCUAAACUUCUGCAGGGUUGUAACUCUACUUAGGUUCUGUGGUUUGAAGUCUUCAUUGUCUCAUCUACCACCUCAACACUGAAGGAGAUUCUGUAAAAGUUCUCAUCACCAAGAGGAAGCCAGGACCUCUGAAGCAGAUUCAAUAGACUGAACAUCAUUCACAAAUUGAAAUUGAGUUACCCCAAAUUCACUUAGGUGAGCCAAGUUUAUUUUUUUUCAUGAAUUAACUUGUCAUAUUCCUCCACUGAUACACUUUUAACACCUGUAUGGUUUAGUUAAUGCACCCAGAAAUCAAUGACAGCUCCAGCACUACAGAAUUGGGGCAAUUCUAUUUUAGAAUAUCUUGUUACUUGUCAUCAGAUGGGUCUACUUUAUAAGUUACAGCUUUUGGCAGGAACCUCUGAGGGUGCAAAGCCACAGAGCCAAACCCAAAUGGCUGGCAUGUUGGAAGAAAAGCAGGUGUCUAUUUGAACCUACAGAGUAUCUCUUUAUUAACAAAAAAGAAGAGCUGGCUGGUACAGAUGUUUGUGGUUUGACCUUAUAUGCACUUUUGCAUAGAUGCCCAGAAACAACAUCUGCCCAUGUAUCUGAGGAAAAGAAAAUAAACACUAAAAUCGUUAUUAGCCAAAAAGUACCAGAAUGGCUUUGUUGUAAGAUGACUUCUACUUGACUUAGUGGAGAAGAGGAAGAUCUUUGGUAAGUCUAAGUCCUGGCAAUGAGCCACUUUAUAAAAGUGCUGGUAGACAAAGGGCUCAAAGGAAAAUAAGUGGAAAUUCCUGGAUAACAAUAAUCACCACUACAAACCUAUCCAUAACUGCAGCCAAAUUCCCCUGCUAUACUGGCUGUACCUCAUCUUCCUGGUCCCCUAAAAAGCCUUUUUGCUAUCUCUCUACUUCAUCAUAAGGCCCUCUGUACAUUAACAUGCCCAGAUAUUUAUACAGUUCAACAGUUAUAUCUACAAUGGCAAUGAUUCAUAGAUCUAAACAAAGACAGUUUGAUAUGAAGGGGUAUGUAUGCUGCCCUCAGCCCCCUGUAUUUCUUUAAAUCCAUAAAAUGAAGCCAAACCCUGGGUUACAUUUGAGGCAAAAAGCUACAAUGUCUUUCAUUUUUAGAGAUGUAGCUUCCAUGCCAUCUCUAAUGGUAAGCAUUUCCAAAAGGCUUAUUACCUUUCAGGACCUUAGUAGAUAUAUUGUAACAUUUCCCCAUCUUCCAUAGAGGGGGAAGCAGGCCUUGAAGAAUGAAAUAACUUACCCAGGUUGCACUGCUAGUGGAGUUCCAUCAUUUCAGCAUGGCUAAGACAGGGCAGGGCAAUUACAGAUUUUCUCAUAAGGUAGCUACUACCCCUUCCAAAUAUAUAUGUAAGGUAAGAACAUAAGGCUUCAUUGGUCAUGGAACAAACAUAUUUUUAAUGUCUGGAAGGAAAACACUUCGGAUUUAGGUUGGCUACUAUCCUUCUAAACAGCGAAAAAGCCCAAAUGAUUGUGAUGUAACCACACCAAGUGAGUAUCUGUGCUUUCGCUCUCAUGUGCUUUUGUCUAUAAAGCUCUAACAAAUAUGCUGGGGAUUGUAGCUAGUGCAUCACACACAUGCUCAGUCCCCCCUGCAGACACACUAAUCAGUCAUACCAAUGUGUUGCUCACUGAACAAGAAGAUGAGGAGCUUUACAUCUAAAGACAAGUAUACUAUUCACAAAAGGGCAAGUUUGCAUAGUUGAUGUACUCUCAAUCAAUUUUCUCUCUUAUGGGCCUGCAACUAGGCAAUUAUUUAUAAAACACAACUGAAGAAGGGAUUGGUUUUAUUCUGAAAUUAUAUGCUGCUAAACCAUUUUCUGAAGAGUGUUUCUAAAUCUGCCAUUGAUUUAGUGUCAACCAUGUGAAUUCACAAAACUGACACAACACAUGCACCAAUUAAACGGAUUUUGUUGAGAAUUUAAUCAUCAAUUUGGUCAACCAGAAUGACUUACUGUGGAACUUUGUUUUAUGACAGUAGUUUUCCAACUUGAUUGAGUCUCUGUGUAUCUUGAGAUGUUGUAUUUUUAAAUGAAGGGCAUUUUCAAACUUGUCAACUUCUCUUUUCAGCACUUGAAAUCAAGGUUUAUGAAAUUCUGACUGUGAAAUGAAUUUUUCUAUUGGAGGACUGCAUGCCAAGAUUUAUUUAUUGUUAGGCAAUGAUUAUGUAUUUGUUGAUAUUUAUUAUUGAUUGUUGAUUAUGCUCUGACAACAUUGGUAUAACCCCACCAUGGAGAAGACACUGUAGAAAUAUCUCAAAAAUUUUAACUCUUCAUAAAUUUUGCUUUUUAAAUUGCUAAAAGGGAAGGAAUGAUCUCAGCAAAAAAUUAAUUUUUUUCUUUUAAUUAAUUCCAACCAAGACAUUAAUGUCCCCACUUUACCAAAGAAACUCAUUUGGUUGGUUUUAAGUUGGUGUUUGGUGUCCAUUUACCAAAGAAAAUGUUCCAUUCAUCAGAAAUAUUUUUCCUGGUCAACUAAAAUACUGUGAUACUUGGGCCUUCAGAAGGAAAACAGGAAAAGCCAAAGUAAGAGGAAUGAUAUUCUCUCAUUCAGUGGAGUUCAGCAGAAGAUGUGAAUUUGCAAAGAAACUGGGGUUUACAAGAAAGAAAAUGACAAUUGAAAUUGGACAUUAUUAUUCAGACAUAUAGUAAUGCUCCAACAAGUACCAUGAGGGAUUCACAGGCUAACAGUACAGUUUGUUCCAGAGAAAAUGUAAAACAAACCCUCAUGAAAAUUCCUGUCCAUUGUUCCUGCUAAUAAUUCUUUUUUUGUUGUUUGUUUGUUUGUUUGGGGUUGGGUUGGUUUUGCUUGUUUGAUUAAUGGGGUUGGCUGGGUUUUAUUUUGAUUGGGGAAGGGGUUGUCUUCAUUUUGCUCUUGUUUAGUUUGUGGGUUUUGUUCAUGUGGCUUCUGCUUUUCUUACCACUUUCACCAUUUUCAGUUAUAAGUGAGAUAAUUAGAGGCCUCCUCCAUGGCCACAGUUAUUCAUGCAAUUUACUGCUCUAAAAAGACCCUUGAAAAACUCUUUAUUUUGAGUAACCACUGCCCAAUUUUCUGUGGCAUUCUAAGACUAUGACACUACCUUCCUUCAGCCCCAGCAACAGACCUUGGCUGUGUCCCUCAUGAGAACAGGUCAAAUGGAGAGUCAUCUUCGGGGUGUGGUAUGGUAUGAGGCAAAGCCUCUUGAACACAAAUGGUACCCUCUUCAUAAUGGCUUUAUUCCUUUGGAUCUUAUUAAAGUAUCCCUGCAGCUUGUA